Molecule: messenger RNA, 5735 nt
Organism: Aethalodelphis obliquidens (Pacific white-sided dolphin)
Lineage: Eukaryota; Metazoa; Chordata; Mammalia; Artiodactyla; Delphinidae
Gene: S1PR5
Product: sphingosine-1-phosphate receptor 5
Exons: 2
Coding region: 3284-4816 (510 amino acids)
Biological process (GO): G protein-coupled receptor signaling pathway
Cellular component (GO): membrane
Molecular function (GO): sphingosine-1-phosphate receptor activity
Source: RefSeq, a predicted model, not a curated record
CCCUCAGUUUAAAUAGAUUCAUUCAUGUAUUUAAAUCGGCAUGGAUUUGUGGACAUUUAUUCUAUUCUUUGGGUUAUAAUCCAAUUCUAUCGCUAUUUAUUUUGUUCAAAUUGUUCCAGCUUUGGCCAGUGGGAGUUCUUUCAGACUGGCUCUGGUGUCUUUUUGGCAUUUUUUUUUUUUAAAGCACUCUGUCUAGAAGAUGCUCCAGGGUCCUUGUGCAGUUUUUCUGCCCCAGCCCUAAAAGUGGUCGUUUCUCCAAGAAGCCCUGGUUCCUCAUACUGGAAAAUGGUAUUUAGAAACCAAGAUCUGGGUGCUGAGUGUACUCAUUGCUACUGGGGUGUCAUUGCUCUGAGCCCUCGGCAGGCAGAGCUGGGAAAUGUGUGUGUACUAACCCGUGUGUACACUCACAUCCAUAUUUACUUUCAUAUCUAACUGUUAAAAUAAACACUUCAUAAUGGUAACCCCAUCCGGCACCACACUGCUUAUUUGUAACUUCAUUCUCCAACAGUAUGAAAACUGGUUGUCAGUAUCUACAACAUAUGUACUUAUUUGUUCAGGGCUAGUACAUAGCAGUUCCAGAAUUAACCCGUACCCCUGUGAGAAACAAAUAUACCGACCAGACUAGUGUUUCUGUACCGUUAGGACAGAUGUUUGAAUGGGAAACCUUUGAGCCAAGUAACCGAAUCUUGAGGUUGUGAGCCGGAGUUCGCCCUACGACCUCCAGUUUGAGACAACCCCCCACCAUCCCCCCCACCCCCCCCCCCCGAAACCAUGAAUGCUCUGGUCUCUGGCUGUGGGAAAGUUGUCAGUUCGCACCUCCCUGCAGCCACAUUCAUGCCUCAGGACUGGUCAGAGGGAGAUGGAGAGGGGGGGAAUGGGAAGUCCUGCUGCAGCCCUCUGCCUCUGGAUGGGUGGAGGUGUGAGGGUACUGUGGGAGGCAUUUUGCUCUUUCAGAGAUGAGGAUACAGCUCAGUGAGAGUGGGCACAGGUUGGGUGGGGCGGCCCCUAUGGGUGAGGGCCCUGGCAGCAGAACCUGCCGGGCAGGUGUGCCGGCCCAGACAUGCAUCAGGCGGCGGGCUGUGGCAGGAGCUCGGAGGCCAGGGGUGCCCUUCCCCUGGGAAAGAGACCAGGCAUGGCUGGGGGGCAGGGGGUGGAGGCAGGUUGGGGUGCUAGUGGUGCCUGGGGUUGAUGGGCCCUGAGUUGAACCCCUUCCUAAUUCCUCCUCUGGGAUACAGUGGUGACCAAUAGCACCUGAGCUAACAUUGACUGAACUCUCACCUGUGUCUCACAGCUCUGUUCCACUCCUUCCUCCUCAACAGCAUCCCUCGGAGUGGGAACUGUCGUUAUCCAUUUUACAAAAGAGGCCGCCAACGCUCAGAGUGGGUGUCACUUGCCCAGAGUCCUAGAUUACAAAGUAGCUAAGCCCAGCUCCACACUCCAAGCUCUUAACCUUUACUCAGUGACUGGGCAGAGGGACAGACAGGGUCCCUGGCUUCCUGGAGCUGGGAGUCUAGGGCAGAGACCCACAGUAUGCCAGAUGAAUAAGUAAACAUUCAAGGUAAUUUCAGAUGGUGCCAACUGCCGUGUGAGCUUGGGGAGGAGGGGGACGCAGCAGGGAAGGCCUCUCUGUGGAGGUGACCGGCUGGAAGGGCUGGAAGAAGGGUGUUCCAGGCAGGCUGAUCCCCAAGUGCCAAGGUCUUGAAGUGUGUGAGGAACUGGGGGGAAGUCAGUGGGGCUGGAAGGGAGUAUGACGGAGGAAUAGCAGAGAUGUAAGGAGGAAAGACUGUGCAAGGCCUUGUGGGUUUUGAAGGCCUUGUAGUUGAGGUUUGGACUUGAACUCUGAGCCACAUAUGGAGCCAUGGGAGGGUCUAGAGCAGGAGAGGGCUGUGAUCUUGUGUACGAGGUGGCAUGAGUUGGGGGUGCUGGGCCUGAGACCCGUGGCAGGAAGAGCCCCCCUCCACCCUGCGGGGCCUGUGGGAGGUGAGAUCGCCGCCUGGGAGGUGAGAAGCAGCCACUUUCCCACCCUGGGGUGUGGCUUCCCCUUUGCAGAAUGGGGUCAUUUAUGGAUCACAUGAUGUGUGCCAGGCAUGGCCCUGCCGCGUCUGGGGAAUCUUCAGGGCUCAUCCCAGCGGGCUUGGUCGCAGGAGGCUGUGGAGCUCUGGCACCCAAACCUUAAGGCGCCCCCCCUUCGCGGGCCCCGCUGGCUGCGCUGUCCCUGUGUGGGACCUGUCGGAGCAGGCAGGAGUGGUUGUAUUUGGAGCCCCAGGGAUUCCCUAAGAGGCUACACGGGGAUGCGACCCGGCCUGGGUGUCCCACGCGGUCCCUCCCCUGGGGGCACCCUUCCGAUCCAUCCCCAACCUCUGGCUCAUGGUCCCUGGGACGCCCUCACCCCACCCGUGACCCGCAAAGCCUGAGGCAGCAGGUGCAAAGGGCACAGUCCUGGUGAAGGUCGUGGCAGCCAGGCCCAGCCCCCCUUCCCGGCUGUGGCCUCUGGUAGGAGGGAGCUUCCCAGCCUGGAGGCUCCUGGGAACUGGGGGUGUGGGCUGCGGGGCCAGCUGGGACUGGCCCGUCGGAGGAGCGGAGGCCUGGGAGAGACGUGGGAGAGGCACAGAGAAAGGCGGAGAAGCGACUGAGAGAGACACACAGAGACAGGGAGAAAUAGAGACGGAGAGACCCUGAGAGAACAGAAGAGAGACACACAGAGAGAAAGUGAGGGAGACAGUCAUUCAUUCAUUCACUCAGCGGCUGCUUACUGGGCACAGGCUGUGUCCAGGCAGUGCCCACGACAGAACGCAAAUUCCUACCCCUGUGGGGCUGACUGGUGGGAACACAGUCCAGAAACAUGACAACCGAGUAAAUCACUUUGUCGGGAGUGAUAAGGGUGAGAGAGACGGGGUGGGGGAAGCGGGAGAACCAGGGGGACUUACGAGCCAGAUUCUCCUUAUCUGGGGAGGAAAAGGUUCCCACCAGAAUCUUGACCGCGCCUGCCCCUCCCCCACUCGCCCCAGACGGGGGGUGGGAGCGGGGAAAUGGGGUGGGGCCUGAGCCCGGAGGCCGACGGGACCUAGCUGCUGGGGGGAGGGGAUUGAGGCUACCGCUGCCGAAGACCCCUCCUAACCUGGGUUGCCAGGGUCCCUCCGCCGGCGGGACGUCCUUGGGGUGCAGCCCAGGAGGUUCAGUUGGAAGGUAGGUGGAAUACAGGGAGGGACCAGUGCCCAGAGGACAGAGAGGACCCCUUUACUUCGGUGGGCGGGGGGAGAGGCUGAAGAACCCUCCCCUUCUCAUGUCUCCGGGUCCUCCCACCGCGACCGAGCGUCCCUGGGAGAGAAGCCCAGGCCCGGAGGGGGAAGCUGAGGGCUCGCCUGUGCCAGUCGCCACCAGGGCGCGUUCCGGUGCCGCGGCGGGUGGCACAGGCUGGCAGACACGGGCUGGGAGCCUGGGCCCCAAGGGGAGGGGGCAAUUGCUUGCGACCGCGGGCACUCGACUUGCGGGCCCGCCCCCUCGCCUGUCAGCUCCAGUCCCGCCCCCCGAACAGAGGCAGCUCACUCAGCUCCAGGCCGCUCGACUGCUGAGCGCACACCACCUGGGCACAGGGUCUUGGGGCGGGCAGCCCAUGGAGCCGGGGCUGCUGCGGCCAGCGCCAGUGAGCGAGGUCAUCGUCCUGCAUUACAACUACACCGGGAAGCUCCGCGGUGCGCGCUACCAGCCCGGCGCGGGGCUGCGCGCCGACGCCGUCGUGUGCCUGGCCGUGUGCGCGCUCAUCGUACUCGAGAACUUGGCCGUGCUGAUCGUGCUCGGACGCCACCCGCGCUUCCAUGCGCCCAUGUUCCUGCUCCUGGGUAGCCUCACGCUGUCCGACCUGUUGGCGGGCGCCGCCUAUGCAGCCAACAUCCUGUUGUCGGGGCCUCUCACGCUGCGCCUGUCGCCCGCGCUCUGGUUCGCUCGUGAGGGUGGCGUCUUCGUGGCGCUCGCCGCGUCCGUGCUGAGCCUCUUGGCCAUCGCGCUCGAGCGCCUCCUCACCAUGGAGCGCCGGGGACCCGGACCCGCUCCCGCAGCUCGUCGGGGGCGCACGCUGGCGCUGGCGGCCGCGGCCUGGGGCGUGUCGCUGCUCCUCGGGCUACUGCCCGCGCUCGGCUGGAAUUGUCUCGGCCAUCUGGACGCCUGCUCCACGGUCCUGCCGCUCUAUGCUAAGGCCUACGUGCUCUUCUGCGUGCUCGCCUUUGUUGGCAUCCUGGCUGCCAUCUGCGCACUCUACGCGCGGAUCUACUGCCAAGUGCGCUCCAAAGCGCGGCGCCUGGGGGCCCACCCCGGGACUGGCGAGGGCGCCUCGACCCGCGCACGCCACACGCCGCGCUCGUUGGCUCUGUUGCGCACGCUCAGCGUGGUGCUCCUGGCCUUCGUGGCUUGUUGGGGACCACUCUUCCUGCUGCUCUUGCUGGACGUGGCGUGCCCGGCGCGCGCCUGCCCUGUGCUCCUGCAGGCGGACCCCUUCCUGGGCCUGGCCAUGGCCAACUCGCUUCUGAACCCCAUCAUCUACACGUUGACCAACCGCGACAUGCGCCAAGCGCUCCUGCGCCUUCUCUGCUGCGGCCGCCGCUGGUGCAGCCUAGGCCCGGGUGCCUCCCAGCCGUCGGGGAGCCCCCCUGGGGCUUCGGGCGGCCUGCAGCGCUGGCUGCCUCAUGGCCUGGAUGGCAGCUCCAGCCACUCCGAGCGCUCGUCACCCCAGCGGGACAGGCUGGACACCAGAGGCUCGACAGGCAGCCCUGGCGCGCUCACAGCCGCCUGGACCCUGGUACCCCCUCCAGCCGCAGACUGACGCCCUUUGGUCCGCCACUGGCCUCCCUAAGAGCUCUUUCGCAGACUUUCUUGCUAAAUUAAGGAAUUUAUAGGAAAAGCAGCUGAAGAUGGUGGAGGCAGAAAAGACGCAGAAGAAUGUAUUUUAUUGACGCUAAACCCCACAGCAAUGAACAAAACAGACAAAAAUCCCUUCCCUUGCGGGAUUGAUGUUCUGGUGGCGGACAUAGACAAUAACGGAAUGAAGAGGUAUGGAGAUAAUUCCAGUGACGAUACAGUGAUGCGAUGGUGGUCAGGGGAUGCCUCUCUGCAGAGGUGGUAACGUGUGACGUGAGAUGGACUGUCCCGGGAACUUCUGAAGGAAGAUCAUUUCGGGGUGAGGCUGCAAAGGCCCUGAGCCUAGAAUAUGCCUGUGUGUUCUCUGAAAAGCACAUAAGUCAAUGUGGCUGGAGCGGAGGAUGGAGAGGGAGAGUGGGAGGAAACAAAGGCAGGGGAAUAAUGGGACAGAUGGGGCAGGGACUUAUGAGCCCAGGGGAGGACUUUCUUUUGCUCUGAGUGAAGUGGGUUCAUGGAGCGUUCUAGGCAGAGGAGGGACUUAAUCUGGCUCACGUGUUUACAGAUGCCUCUGGUCUCUGUGGAGGGUGAAGCUAGGAGAACAAGGUGAUGGAGACUGCACUGGCCUAGGGGAGUGAUGAUAAGGAAUCGGACCGUGUGGAUUCUCCAUGGAUUUGGGAGGUAUUGGACAGAAUUCCGGAGGAAAUUGGGCGUGGGGGAGAAAGGAGUCAAGGACAGCUCUUCACUCGAGAGGAGAGACCAAAGACAGGGCACCCUAAAAGUUUACUCUAGGAGACUCAGCCAAUUCCUAUCUGAAACAAGAUUUCUUUGAAUGUGGUGUCAGAUCUUUCAUAAAGAAUAAAAAUACAAUCAAAUAAUAAAAGUGA